This is a messenger RNA of Laccaria bicolor S238N-H82, 2898 nucleotides long. RefSeq names its product argonaute-like protein. The coding region runs from base 1 to 2898 and encodes 965 amino acids. Gene Ontology annotation, molecular function: protein binding; RNA binding. The transcript is spliced from 11 exons. NCBI's taxonomy places the organism in Eukaryota, Fungi, Basidiomycota, Agaricomycetes, Agaricales, Hydnangiaceae. The record is from RefSeq and is a predicted model, not a curated record.
AUGAGCGACAGAGGUCAACGAGGCCGAGGACAAAACCGUGGCGGACGAGGUGGCUCAGGAGGCCCACGUGGAAGAGGGGGCGGUGCUGAAGGUCAAGGAAGUGGUAGGUCAACACCAAGUGAGAGAGGAGGGGGCCGGGGCGGUCCAGGUUUUGACAGAGGCCGAGGUCGAGGAUUCGACAGAGGUCGCGGCCAAGGUGGACCAGGUGGCGCUCGUGGUGGGUUUUCGGGAUCCACGAUAUAUGCAGAGAAUACUCCUGCUAGGCUUCCUGACCGGCUGGCGGACAAUAGCCAAGAGAAAUUGAUCUCAAGCUUCAAGUCGUUAAAAGUCCAGCCUGACCGCCCGCUGCGUCCAGGCUACGGAACGCUUGGAAAACCUAUUACCCUCCGCGCGAAUUUUUUUCCCAUGCGCGUUCCAAAGGGGCCCAUAUAUGACUAUACCGUUGAAAUCACGCCGAAGACCAAUAUCAACAGGCUCAAAAGUCGUAUCUUUGAACUCUUGGAGUUGAGCCCUUUAUGCCAACCACAUCUCCCAUACAUUGCCCACGACCGCAGUCAGAGGCUUGUCUCCGGGCGUAAACUGCCUCAACCUCUUGAUAUUCAAGUUCCAUUUUUUGACGACACCGAGUCGGGGCCAAGCGCCAACGCUAAGGUUUACAACGUUUCAAUCAAAUUUUCUCGCGAGAUAGACACCCAGCAGCUAAACCGCUAUCUGGAUGGUCGAGGUGAAAGCCGGGACUACGACACACUUCCACUUAUUUCCGCACUUAACCUCGUUUUACAGCAACAUGCUAGUAGGCAAGGUGUACGUGUCGGCAAGAAUCGGUACUUUUUCCCAACCGCAGACAAGGUUUCCCUGGGGGCUGGCGUGGAGGGUUGGCAAGGCUUCUUCAUGUCUGUACGACCAUCAUUUAAACAGCUUAUGGUCAACGUCAACGUUUGCAUGACAGCCUUCAUCCAACCUGGCAACCUUGCCGAUCGGUUAAUCGAAUUUCGACACUCAUCUGGCGCAAUGCCGACUUUACCCAAACAGAUGGUGAAGAGUAUCAAAGUGAAAACGAAACACUUGGGUCACAGGAAACCUCUCAAAGCCAUAGGGACUACGUCGGCUCGCAACACUUAUUUUGAUUGCGAGCAAUUUGGGGGCAAAAUUUCAGUGGAACAAUACUUUUUAAAGGCGUAUAACAGAAAACUCCGCUAUCCAGUCGAGUUACCCGUUGUUGAUAUUGGAGGUAACAAAAAGGUCUGGGUUCCCGCAGAGAUGUGCGAUAUCGAACCCGGAAACGCCUAUCGGGGGAAGCUCAACGAGAAGGAAACCGCGCAAAUGAUCAGGUACGCGUGCAAUCCGCCUCGUGUGAACGCGGAGGCCAUCGUUGGCAAGGGACUACCCACUCUGGGUGUAUCUCCACCACAAGGGCCGCUUGCUGGGUUCGAUGUUUCUAUAGAUCCUACAAUGGCCGUGGUCCCAGGCAGAGAACUUUACCCCCCCAAACUAACGUAUAAAGUCGGUCGAGCGGACGUCAAGAAUGGCAGCUGGAAUAUCCUUGAUGUCAAAUUUCAACAAGGGGCUACUAUCACGUCGUGGUGGGUUAUGGUGGUUAGAGAUGGACAUAACAUGCUUUCAGGCCCGAAGGACCCGAGGCUCAUGGGCUUGGUGCAGGGAUUUGCCACGAAGCUCAAGAACAGCGGCGUGAACAUUCCAACUGGACUUCCCCGUCUCAUCCCUCCGCCAACUUUACCUCCUCCAUAUUCUGACCCUUCUAGGACACAGGGGCUGCGGAAUAUCAAGUUAACUUUGGAAGGAGAAUUAAAAACGCAAAAGAAACCAAGCUUUGUUCUUGUUUUAUUGGAAAACCGAGACAAUUAUAUUUAUCCCGGAAUCAAACGAAUUUGUGAUGUAGAGCUUGGAAUCCAUACAGUCCACAUGCAACUAGGGAAAGCCCUGACCGACGAACGCAAGCAAGAUCAAUACUUCUCCAACGUUGCUUUGAAGGUGAACACGAAGCUUGGGGGGAUGAAUCAUUUGCUGGAACCCAACGCCAUGAAUUGGCUAACAAAGAAGAAAACCAUGAUGGUUGGUAUAGAUGUCACCCAUCCAGGUCCCAAUAGCCGGGAGGGAACACCAUCAAUCGCUGCGGUCGUCGCCAACGUCGAUGACAAUUUCGUCCAGUUCCCGGCUAGCCUUCGUAUACAGCAGCAUAGCAAGAAAGAAAUGCUCGACGAACUCAGGGAUAUGUUAGUUGAGCGUCUGAUUGUCUACGAAAAGAAGAACAAAGGUCUUCCGGCGAGAAUUUUUGUAUUCCGCGAUGGCGUUUCGGAGGGCCAAUUCGACACAGUCCUCCAAGAGGAGCUUGCUCAAAUUCUCGAGGCGUUCAAGAAGUUGAGUACGAAAGCCCGUGGAUCGGCUUACCGACCAUCUUUGUCGAUUAUCAUCUGCGGGUUCUACCCCAUCGAUUCCCAGUACGCAGACAGGAACGGAAAUACGCGUCCAGGUACUGUUGUUGACAAAGGUGUCACUGGAGUCUUCGAUUUCGACUUUUACCUCCAAGCACAUGCCGGACUUCAAGGCUCCGUCAAAGCCACGCAUUACACAGUGGUAUAUGAUGAAAACAGCCUUACCGCGGACGAUAUACAACAAGGCACACACACUGCCAGCUAUCUCUAUGCGCGAGCUACAAAGGCUGUUAGUCUCAUUCCCGCCGCGUACUACGCCGAUUUGGCGUGCGAGCGGGGCAGAUGUUAUUUGAACGAUUUCUUAGUAGAUGAUAAAACCACCACUGCUGGCAGGAGCGGGUUUGUCGACAAGGAGCACGAAGCUGCUCGGGUUUUUGAGUCAGCUAAGGCUGCAUGGGGUCAAGGGCUUCAUCAAGAUUUGCGGGAGUCUAUGUUUUACAUCUAA